Messenger RNA from Salvia miltiorrhiza (redroot sage), 2506 nucleotides. RefSeq names its product amine oxidase [copper-containing] gamma 2-like. Gene Ontology annotation, biological process: amine metabolic process. The transcript has 5 exons. Bases 155 to 2320 code for a protein of 721 amino acids. NCBI's taxonomy places the organism in Eukaryota, Viridiplantae, Streptophyta, Magnoliopsida, Lamiales, Lamiaceae. Gene Ontology annotation, molecular function: quinone binding; copper ion binding; primary methylamine oxidase activity. The record is from RefSeq and is a predicted model, not a curated record.
UUAUAUAAUAUUUUUUUUAAUUUCAAUAAUAAAAAUUACAAAAUAAAGAGAUUAAAAUGAGAUACGAGGUUCUAUUUGGGAGUCUGGGACCGGACCACUCUCAUAGUUAUUCCUAUAUAUACACACACACAGCGUACACACUCCCUCACACGAAAUGGAGGGCAAGAGCUUCCUCCGCCGUCUCUUCCUCAUCUCCGCCGUCGCCUCCGUCGUCCUCCUAACCAUCAUUACCCUCCCGCCGCUCCCCACCAAACCCGACCUCCACGAGUGUGCCACCAACUCCGUGUGGUGCACCGCCAAGAACCGCUUCCUCCGGCACCCAGCCGACGCGGCGGCGGUCGGAAACGACCACAGCGGCGAUGUCCCCCACCACCCCCUGGACCCGCUGACCGUCCAGGAAAUGAACCGGGCCCACAAGUCCAUCAAGUCCUUCUUCGCCGGGAAGGUCUACGGCGUGCACUCGCUGGUCCUCGAGGAGGCCGACAAGGAGGUCGUGCUGAGGUGGCGGAAGCCUGAUCCCCUGCCGCCGCGGAAGGCGUCCGUGAUCGCACGCGCCGCCGGGAAGAACUACAUCCUGACGGUGGACUUGGAGAGCAGCGAGGUGAGCCAGCACGACGCCACCCAAAUCUCCGGUUACCCGAUGGUGACGCUGGAGGAUAUGCAGAGCAUGAUUUAUGCGCCGCUUGCCAACGCCGAUUUUAACCGUACGAUUCUAGCCAGAGGCGUCGAUCUCGCCGAUGUCACUUGCUUGCCCUUUUCCCCUGGGUGGUAUGGUGAGGCUGAGGAUGGAAGGAGAUUGGUAAAACUAGAAUGCUUCUCAAUGAAGGACACUGCAAACUUCUACAUGAGGCCUAUCGAAGGUGUGAUCGUUGUGACUGAUUUGGACACGAAGCAAGUGGUGGAGAUCGUCGACAAAGGAAAACACAUCCCUAUCCCCAAAGCAGCCGGCACGGACUACCGGUUAAACGUGGCCAACGGGCCGAUCAUCAAGCUCCCCAACCCCAUCUCCAUGGAGCAGCCCAACGGCCCCAACUUCGUCAUAGAGGACGAGCAUCUCGUGAAGUGGGCCAACUGGGAGUUCCACUUGAAGCCCGACCCUAGAGCCGGGGUGGUGAUAUCACGGGCCAGGACCCGUGAUCUGGAUACGGGGGUCAUGAGGGAUGUGAUGUACCAAGGGUUUGCGUCCGAGCUCUUCGUGCCCUACAUGGACCCUGAGGAGGCAUGGUACUUCAAGACUUACAUGGAUGCGGGCGAAUACGGGUUCGGGCUUCAGGCCCUGGCCCUCGAGCCCUUGAACGACUGUCCCAGGAAUGCUAAGUAUAUGGAUGCAGUUUUCGCAGCCUCCGAUGGCACGCCUUAUGUUAGAUCAAACAUGAUUUGCCUAUUCGAGCGAUAUGCAGGGGAUGCUGCCUGGAGACAUACUGAGAACCCCAUUACUGGCGAAAUGAUUCGGGAGGCUAGGCCAAAAAUUUCACUUGUUGCGAGAAUGGUGGCAUCCCUGGCCAAUUAUGACUAUAUUGUGGACUGGGAGUUCCAUGCUGAUGGACUAAUCAAUGUCAAGGUGUCACUGACCGGCAUAGUGAUCGUGAAAGGAACUAGUUAUGCAAACAUGAACCAAGUGAACGAAGACAAAGCCGAGCUCUACGGCACCCUCCUAUCCGACAACAUCGUCGGCGUCGUCCACGACCACUUCAUCAAUUUCUACCUGGACAUGGACAUCGACGGCCCCGACAACUCCUUCCUCAACGUCCAUCUCCAACGCCACUACACCGACGGCAACUCUCCCAGGAAGAGCUUCAUGAAGGUCAACAAAACCGUCGCCAAGACGGAGAAGGACGCGCAGAUCAAGCUCAAGCUCACCGACCCCUCCGAGUUCCACGUCAUCAACCCCAGCAAGAGGUCCAGGGUCGGCAACCCCGCCGGGUACAAGGUGGUGGCCGCGGGCACGGCCGCCAGCUUGCUCGACCCGGAGGAUGCUCCUCAGAGGAGAAACGCAUUCACAAACAACCAGAUUUGGGUGACGCCUUACAACAAGAGCGAGCGGUGGGCGGGGGGGCUGUUCGCCUACCAGAGCCACGGCGACGACACCCUUCAAGUCUGGUCCGACAGGGACCGGGACAUUGAGAACAAGGACAUUGUGUUGUGGUACACAUUGGGAUUCCAUCAUGUUCCUUGCCAGGAGGAUUAUCCGAUCAUGCCUACCGUGACGUCGGGCUUCGACCUGAAGCCGGUGAACUUCUUCUCGAGGAAUCCGGUGCUGAGAGUCGCUCCCUACGUCGAGAGAGAGCUGCCAGUUUGCAAAGCUGCUGCUUCAGCUUGAGAAUCUGCACCAUGAAUUUGUUUCCAUCUGGAGAUGCAAUAGUAGGGAUCGGAGAGUGUCAGAAUUCAAUAUGCAUGACAUGGAAUUUGUAUUUCGACUAGUUUGAGAUCAUUACUGAAUUGUAUGUGCUUUGAGCCUUUGAUUACAAACAAAUUCUAAAAAAACCUCAACCUUGAAAGUCCAAAA